This is a messenger RNA of Gilbertella persicaria, 2016 nucleotides long. Its product is annotated as sulfate transporter family-domain-containing protein. Bases 1 to 2016 code for a protein of 671 amino acids. The transcript has 8 exons. Gene Ontology annotation, molecular function: sulfate transmembrane transporter activity. Gene Ontology annotation, biological process: transmembrane transport. Gene Ontology annotation, cellular component: membrane. The record is from RefSeq and is a predicted model, not a curated record. NCBI's taxonomy places the organism in Eukaryota, Fungi, Mucoromycota, Mucoromycetes, Mucorales, Choanephoraceae.
AUGUCACUCAAGAAUAAGAGUCCCACUCAUAGUAAUAGUGGUCAUUCUACUAUUCAUUUAGAAGAAAGUGAUGAUAAUGUCAGUAUCAACGAACAACAAUCCUUACUUUUGGGUCUGGAUCAUCAAGUUCCUAGAUAUAUGACUGCUUCUCCUUUACCUUCGGCCCGUAUAAACGACAAUUCUCCCAAAGACAAAUGGAGCACAUUUAAAAUCAGAUCCAAAUACUAUCUUCCUAUCUUACAAUGGUUACCCCUUUACAGUACACAUUUCUUCUUGGGGGAUUUAAUUGCUGGUAUUACACUCUCUUGUCUGUUGAUUCCUCAAGGUCUAUCGUAUGCUACUGCCCUGUGUAAACUAGAGGCUAUUCAUGGCUUAUAUGCUAUUGCAUUUCCAGCAAUUACUUAUGCUAUCUUUGGUAUGUCAAGACAAAUGUCUGUUGGUCCAGAAGCUACACUUUCUUUACUGAUUGGAUCUUCCAUUGCACAACUCAAUAAUGACGAUGAUGACCAUGUGGAUCCUUUAGCUUGGGCUUGUCUGAUGACUAUCUUUGUAGGUAUCUUUACAUUUUUAUUGGGCAUCUUUCGACUUGGCUUCCUUGACAGUCUGAUGAGUCGAGCCCUUUUGCGCGGUUUUAUUUCGGGUGUAGGUCUUGUUGUGGCUCUUCAACAAGGCAUUAUUUUAUUGGGUCUAGUCAAAUUGAGUGAAGAAAACGGCAUUACGGAAGCCUCUAGUUCCAUUGCUCGUCUCUGGUUCCUGGUAGAAAACAUCCAAUACGCUCAUAUUUUGACCUCUUCUGUAUCUGCUGUCUCCGUCGCUUUCUUGAUUGCUGCUCGUGUUACCAAGUCAAAAAUGGCAAAAUUCAGAUGGUUUCAAUUGCUUCCCGAAGUUCUUUUAGUCGUUGUUGUUUCUUCUCUCCUGACAUGGCUCUGCGAUUGGGAAAAUCAGGGGCUUGCUAUCUUGGGAAAUAUUGAGGGACAAGGUAUUCCGUUGCCUUCAAUUCCCGUUUUUCCUGAACGUAAGCAUAUGAAAGACAUGCUGGUGACGGCUGCUAUGAUUGCUAUUAUUGGCUUUGUUGAAUCGGUCGUGAUUGCCAAGACGUAUUCGACAAAACAUAAUUAUUCUGUUAGUGCAAAUCGUGAACUGGUUGCUUUGGGUGUUGCCAAUAUCGUCAGUGGUGUAUUCCAGGGUAUUCCUGCUUUUGGUUCUGUAGCUCGUAGUAAAAUCAAUGAUAAAGCAGGAGCAAGAACCCAAAUGGCUUGUUUGAUUGCGGGUGUUGUUGCUCUCUUGGCCAUCUUUUUCUUGCUGCCUUACUUUUAUUAUCUUCCUAAAUGUGUCUUGUCUUCGAUUAUUUUUGUAGCCGUCUUGUCUCUGUUAGGUGAGUUGCCUGAAGACCUUCAUUUUAUCUUUAAGAUUGGUGCCUGGCGUGAUCUUGGGUUGCUUUUGGUGACUUUCUUUGCUACCAUUAUUAUUUCACUUGAAUUUGGUACGCUUUUAGCAGUAACUCUAUCGCUUUUGUUGACCAUCAAGGAAACAAGUUAUCCUCGUAUUUCUAUCAUGGGACGUGUGAAGGGAACACAUAACAAGUUUAGACCUAUUCAAGACGAUCCCAAUGUUGUUGAGCACCUUGAAGAUGUACUUAUCGUACGCAUUGAUGAACCCCUUUUCUUUGCAAACACAGGUCAAUUAAAAGACAGAUUAAGACGUCUAGAACAGUUUGGUGAUAUGUCUAUCCAUCCUUCUGAAAGUCCUCGUCUUGGAAGUCUAUCGUAUAUGAUUUUUGAUGUGGACAAUAUGCCUUAUAUUGAUGCAAGUGCUAUCCAAAUUCUUUAUGAAAUCGUAGAAGCAUAUCAUGCACGUCAUAUUAAGGUUUAUUUUGUUCGUCUUCGUGAAAACCCCUUAGCUCUUUUUAGAAAAUCUGGUUUACUUGAUGUUGUGGGUCAAAUGAACUUGUUCAGAAAAGUUUCUGAUGCGAUUGAAGUCAUUGAAAAAGACAUGGUGUAUCAGGUUCAAGAAUAA